UACCGUGUUAACAUUCUGGACGACUGGAAUGCCCUGUGCCUGCGCAAACACAUUCCCAGCAGCGAAACCUUCUCCCUGGCCACCACUUUGGGUCAUCCGAUGACAAUUAGAGCCUGGUCCUUGGCUGGUCUGCCGGCAGAUAAUUUUUCGGUGGAGAAUGGCAUCAUAGUGACCAACUCCAGUCGUUACUCGCUGCUCAUCGAUCCACAGGUGCAAGCCAACAAAUGGAUCAAGAAUAUGGAGAAGAACAACGGCCUGAAGGUGAUCAAGCAGAGCGAUGCCAACUACAUGCAGGUUUUGGAGUUGGCCAUAACCUUUGGUCAACCCGUGCUUAUAGAGAAUGUGGGUGAAAAGCUCGACUCGAAUCUGACGCCCAUUCUGGAGAAGAACAUCAUCAAACACAAGGGCGGUGUGUUUAUCAAGAGCGGCGACCAAAUGAUAGAAUACAAUCCCAACUUUCGUCUUUACAUAACGACCUGUCUCCGCAAUCCGCGUUAUCCGCCGGAAGUGAUGGUUAUGGUAACAGUAUUAAAUUUCAUGAUAACGGAGCAGGGAUUACGCGAACAAUUGCUGGCGAUUGUGGUGGCUCACGAGCGUCCCGAUUUGCAAGAGAAGAAGGAACAAUUGAUUAUUGAGUCCGCAAGGAAUCGUGAUGCAUUGUACACCAUCGAAUCGAAGAUAUUAGAGGUAAGGCUCUUUGGCUGCUCCUGGUCGUCCUGA
Drosophila subpulchrella is the source of this 720-nucleotide messenger RNA. RefSeq names its product dynein heavy chain 3, axonemal-like. The transcript is spliced from 4 exons. Gene Ontology annotation, cellular component: dynein complex. The record is from RefSeq and is a predicted model, not a curated record. Gene Ontology annotation, molecular function: minus-end-directed microtubule motor activity; dynein intermediate chain binding; dynein light intermediate chain binding. Gene Ontology annotation, biological process: microtubule-based movement. The annotation marks the transcript as partial. NCBI's taxonomy places the organism in Eukaryota, Metazoa, Arthropoda, Insecta, Diptera, Drosophilidae.